AUGUUGCCUCGUGCCGCCCGUCGCCGAAAUCCCCUUCACCAGCUGCGCCUCUCGACCGAGCAGCUAACUCUACCAUGGCUCUGUCCAGCGGCCCUCCGGCCUCAUACUCAAUCACACCGGCCGGGAAAUAACGAUUCAAAUGUCUCUACUCCAUCUGCAUUACAUCGUCGUUCUUCCUUUUCGCAGUCUAGACGACACCUGGCAACCGCAACAGAUGGCGUGCCACUCUCAUCGAGUGCUUCCCCCACUCCGUCCUGGUUGUCGCCGCUUCUAGGACAGACCAUGUAUAGCGAMCCUGCCAUUAUGAUCCAAGAGAGCCAAUUGAUUACCACGCCUACUUUGAAGAGAGUCCGUGGUAUCGGUGGCUCACUCGAGGAGAUGAUGGCCCGGUUUCAUGUUCUGCUCCAGACCCGAGAAAUUGAAAAAGCCGCACAGGUUCUCGAUCAAGCUGUCGUGGCUGGKAUGAUUGAGAAUAAGCGUACUGGAGACACGCUGAAAAAGGCAUUAAGUCUGCAAACCUGGUUUGAGGUCAAGUUACCGCAAGGUUUCUUGAAGCCUAAUGCUAGGACGAUGGCAAUUAUGCUGAGAAUGACGCUGCGUUUGUUUCAUGGUUCGAGGCGCGAUCGGACGGUGAGGAGGUACUGGAAUAUGGUGAAGCAGAAUAAGUUUGAGGUUGAGGUUCUGUCUAUGCCUGAUCUUUUGACGGAGCGGGAUUUGGGCGAGAUCUCACAGAUAUGUCCUAAUGAACUACCAAAUUUUGACUUGGCAAUCGAAGACGAACCCGAGCUUACCACGGAAGUGGCCCCGACUCACGAAGACAUAUCUGUUCGCGCGACCAAGCAGAAAGGUCUUGGUCUUUCGUCUUUAAAGUCUACUCUAUCGGUACUUCCGGAUUUUGCCAACGCUUUCGAGACAGAUGACUUCGACUCGGAAGAAGCAAAAGCCCUGCAGCGUAAAAGGCAAGCAGAUCUAGAAGGUAAAGCUGUGGACACCGCCAAAAAGCGCUGGCAACGAGAGAUGGAGACUAUGAGAUCCGCCGGUAUCGAUACGUCUGGUGGCGGCAAGUCGAUAGCUAAUUUGUUGGAACAAUGGUACAACGAUUUGGUCAUCAAGGUCAAAGAGGAAAUCAAAAUCCAUGGAUCGUCAGAAAAAAGCUCGAAAGUGUUGUCCGAAGACAAAAAUCGGGAAUACACCGACUUCCUACGUCUUCUACCACCUGACACGUUGGCUGCCAUUACAGUUAUGCACAUUAUUCAACUUUUCGCUCGAGCAGGUGUUGAGAAAGGUCUCAAGGUUCCUACAAUCAUGACAUCCCUUGGACAAGAAAUCCAGAACGAGUUUGUUGCUCAAUCCAUGAUCGCCAAGUCGGAGCGUGAUUCUCGUCACCAGAAAUUUAUCAAGCAGGUUGUGGAAAAUAGGAAGAAAAGGUCAGGCCGUGUCAAGUUUAAGAAGCUCUUUGAGGAAUUGAAAGGCGACAGCCGCCUAUCGAGUCCGGAUACAAUCGAGUCCGAAUAUAAUUGGCCAAUUGACGUGCAUGCUAAGGUGGGAGGCGCUUUGCUAUCUUUGUUAUUUGACUGCGCCAAAGCACCAGUGUGGCAGGAAGAUCCAGAGACCAAGAAACGUGUCAUGGUUAUGGAACCGGCUUUUCAACACUCGUAUGAGAUUAACAGAGGCAGAAAGUUUGGUUUACUACACGCUCAUCCCGAGGUCACACGAAGACUUAUUCGCGACGCUCCUAAUGCCGUCUCAGCUCGUCAUAUGCCCAUGCUUGCGGAACCUGCGCCAUGGACUGGAUUUGACAAAGGUGGAUUUCUUGCACAGCGCAGCCCGAUUAUGCGCACAACACCUGGAGACAGUCUUCAACAGUCGUACAUGAAGAAGGCUUUAGAAAACGAGGGACUUCCUGAAGUUCGUGCCGGUUUGGACAUAUUGGGAAAGACCGCAUGGACUAUUAACAACGACGUGUUUGAUGUUAUGCUAGAAGCAUGGAACACGGGUGAAGCCUUUGCCAAAAUUCCUCCUCUCGACCCGCAGAUUACCUUACCAGAGAAACCCGCAGAUGAUGACGUUGAAGCGAUGAAGGUAUACAACAACAAGCUCCGGGAAGCGGAGAACUUGCGAUCUGGUCUCCAUUCUCAGAGAUGUUUUAUCAAUUUCCAGAUGGAGAUUGCUCGUGCAUACAAGAACCAGACCUUCUAUCUACCUCAUAACAUGGAUUUCCGUGGCCGCGCUUACCCACUUCCAGCAUAUCUGAACCAAAUGUCUGCCGAUAAUGCUCGAUCUCUUCUUCUCUUUAAAAAGGGCAAGGCUCUUGGCGAGGCUGGUUUGAGGUGGCUGAAGAUUCAUCUAUCCAACGUCUACGGUUUCGACAAGGCCAGUCUCCAGGAAAGAGAAGAAUUUACGAUGAAGCAUCUGGAUGAUAUUCUCGAUUCAGCAAACAAUGGUCUCCAUGGUCGUAAAUGGUUUAUGGAGGCAGAAGAUCCAUGGCAGUGUCUUGCCGCAUGCUGCGAACUCCGCAACGCGCUUCAACUAGAGAACCCAACGGAGUACAUGUCGCGAUUGCCUGUUCACCAAGAUGGCUCUUGCAAUGGUCUUCAACAUUAUGCGGCAUUGGGAGGAGAUAUGGAAGGUGCUCAACAUGUCAACCUGGAACCCGGUGAUCGACCCAAGGAUAUCUACACUGGUGUCUCCGACUUUGUCACCGAAAAGGUCGCGCGGGACGCAGCAGCAGGGCACGAAAUUGCCAAGCUUCUCGAAGGGAAAAUCAAGCGUAAGAUUGUCAAGCAGACGGUCAUGACCAACGUAUAUGGUGUUACUUUUGUUGGUGCCAUUCGCCAAGUCCGUCGUCAGAUUGCUGCGCAUUACCCGGGCCUUGAAGAGGUUCCCGGUAUUAGCAAGUAUAUCGCUAGCGCUAUUUUCGAAGCGCUCAGCACGAUUUUCAGUGGCGCCCAUUCUAUUCAGUACUGGUUAGGUGACUGUGCUACCAGAAUCAGUCAAUCUAUCUCUCCGGAUCAACUGGACUUGCUUGCCAAACAUGUCUACCAGGACGACAUGUCAACCAAGGACGAUGCUGAGACUGACCCCUUGAAGAUGUUCAGAUCUACUAUUAUCUGGACCACGCCUCUAGGCCUCCCUGUUGUCCAGCCCUAUCGUGCCGUGAAGUGUCAGCGUGUGUACACCACUUUGCAGACGCUGAACAUUAUCCAGGAUUCGACUUCAGGCAAUGUGUCUAAACGCAAACAACUUCAGGCUUUCCCACCGAACUUUAUUCACUCACUGGACGCCACCCACAUGAUGUUGUCCGCUAUUGAGUGUUAUCGCCAAGGACUCGUUUUCUCUGCUGUUCACGACUCGUUCUGGACCCAUGCAUGCGAUGUCGACAAGAUGAAUAUUGCUUUGCGGGACUGUUUCAUCCGCAUGCAUAGCGAUGAUAUCGUCAAGAGGUUGGCUGCCGAGUUCCGCGCUCGCUACGAAGGUCAUAUGUUCCUUGCCAAGAUUCCCGAAUCCAACCCUGUCGCACAAGCAAUUGCCAAGUACCGCAAAGAAAAGUAUGGCAACACAAAGAAGAAAUACUACGUCGAUGAAUUGCUCUUGGAGCAUCAACGACAGACGUUUUUACGAUCUGAUAAUCCCGUAUUGCAAGAAAGGGGCCGUGCGAUGGUUACAGCGGCAAGCAUUUUUGAGAGCGUGGGUGGUAGUCACAACGACUUGGCCAUUGCCUCCACACUUGGUCAAACUGGCACAGGUAACACUACGACCGAAAAGCGAGCAGGUGUAUUUGGUAAUGCCGUUGUUGAUGACAAGGAUCCAGCUGUGGCCAGCUUGUUCUCUGACCUUGAUCCUCAAUACCUCGAUGCUGAGAUUGAUGCCAAAGCCCGCGAGGACGUCGUCGGCGAGGAAAGCGCGGAGUCUGCUACGGAAGAAUCAGAACCAUUCGAAGACGAGGUCGAAGAAAAACUCAAGCCUACGAAGACGAAGAACAAGAUGGAGUGGGCAUGGUUACCACUCCAAUUCCGCGAUAUUCCCAAAAAGGGAGAAUUUGAUGUCAAGCGAUUGAAGGACAGUCAGUACUUCUUCAGUUAG
Molecule: messenger RNA, 4083 nt
Organism: Talaromyces amestolkiae
Lineage: Eukaryota; Fungi; Ascomycota; Eurotiomycetes; Eurotiales; Trichocomaceae
Exons: 3
Coding region: 1-4083 (1360 amino acids)
Biological process (GO): mitochondrial transcription
Cellular component (GO): mitochondrial DNA-directed RNA polymerase complex
Molecular function (GO): DNA-directed RNA polymerase activity; mitochondrial promoter sequence-specific DNA binding
Source: RefSeq, a predicted model, not a curated record